AUGACGCCUAUGGUGCGUCCGAGGAAAACUUCGGCUAUUGCCCUCCCGGCCGGCGGCACGCCGCUGCCGGAACCGGGUCGGAGAGUCCCGCUGUCUCCCUUCGAUGCGUACUGGGUCACGCUGCCCCCUGUCCGCCGCGUCUUCCUCUACCGCUCACCGGCCAGCCAUCACCCGUUCUCGGACGUCGCCGCCGAACUCAGGUCAUCCCUCGAGCAGGUGCUCCCGUCCUUCCACCCGUUCGCCGGCGUCCUCACCUACUCGUCGGAUCCCCUCGGCCUGUCAAUCGUCCUCCCGGAGGAGGGGGAGGGCGCCUGCAGUGUCGCGUUCGUCGAGGCCGAGACGGACCACCAGUUCGACAAGCUCGUCGAGGAGUACGACGAGGAGGCGCUCCGGCAGCUCGCUCCGGACAUCCGUCGGGACGAGCUCCCGGCGCCUGUGAUGGCGGCGCAGAUUGCUCCAAAGCAAGAUGCACCGUCGGAACAAGGGCGCCCUCUCAGCCGACGGACCUUCACGUUCGCCGCGUCCGCAGUGCGGCGCCUCAAGCAGUGUCUGGCCGCCGCCGCGAACACCGGCACAGUGCCGUCCACGUUCGCCACGAUUGCGGCUCAUGGGUGGGUGUCCAUCGCGCGGGCCAGGGGCUUCACCGACGACACCCCAGUAUUCGCCGCCUUCCUCGCCGACUGUCGGGCCCAUAUGUCGCCGCCGGUGCCGGCGGCAUAUAUCGGCAAUUGCGUCGCUUUCUGCACGACCUCGCUGAGCGGUUCACUUCUCGCGGGGCCGACCGGGCCGGCCAUGGCGCUCCUGGCCAUACAGGAGGCCGUCGCGGAGGUGAAGCGUGACCCGCUCGCUGACCGUGAUCGGUGGUGCACCAAGUUCGCGGCCAUCCCGCCGGGCCGCGCGGUCAUUCUGGUGGGGUCGCCGUGGUUCCCAGCGUAUGGAGUUGACUUCGGGUUCGGGAGGCCGGCGAGGGUUGAGCUGGCGUCCAUGAACCACGACGGUGAGAUGGCGCUCGUCGCCGGGAGGGAGCCAGGCUCGGUGCAGGUGUCAGUGGCCAUUGCUGCGGAAAAGAUGCCAGCGUUCCGUGGUAUGUUUGAACUGGAGUGUGACCGUGCGUCGGCGAUGCCAGUGUCUGAAUCAGAGUCUACAAAGCGUUCCUGGUCACAGGCUUUUGAUGAGAAUCUGGUUUUCAAGGUUAAUGAUGAUGUUUCCACUGACACCAGGCAAGAACACAUUAUUGCUCGAGCUUCUAGCCAGGACAUUGUGUCUAAUGCACCAGGGCAGGCAAAGAAGGUGAGGCAGAAGAAGAAGAGAGAUGUGCCACUUGUUGAUCUGUCCACCAAACGCUGUACUAGGAGCGCUACAUUGAAGGAAGGAUACCGUGUUCCACCAAUUGCUAAUUUGGUGCCUAAGCCCAGGAAGCGUGCUAGGAAGGCAGUCCCUGCAACUCGAGGAGUUACUCCAGCUCAUGAUCAAGCAAAUUCUGGUUCACAUACUGCAGACAAGGACUCAGUCACUCCUCCAAUUCAUGUGGCUACUUUGCAGCGCAUUGGAGAAAUGUUGGGUAUAGACACACAACUGCUCUCUGCUGACAAGCUUACGGCCAAGUCAGGAUCUAAAGAUUCACAAGAUGUGUAG
This is a messenger RNA of Lolium rigidum, 1635 nucleotides long. Its product is annotated as phenolic glucoside malonyltransferase 1-like. NCBI's taxonomy places the organism in Eukaryota, Viridiplantae, Streptophyta, Magnoliopsida, Poales, Poaceae. The transcript has 4 exons. The record is from RefSeq and is a predicted model, not a curated record. Bases 1 to 1635 code for a protein of 544 amino acids.